Messenger RNA from Calypte anna (Anna's hummingbird), 1327 nucleotides. It is a transcript of the gene ZNF830, whose product is annotated as zinc finger protein 830. Gene Ontology annotation, molecular function: nucleic acid binding; zinc ion binding. Gene Ontology annotation, biological process: mitotic DNA damage checkpoint signaling; nuclear DNA replication; mitotic DNA replication checkpoint signaling. The coding region runs from base 17 to 1105 and encodes 362 amino acids. The record is from RefSeq and is a predicted model, not a curated record. Gene Ontology annotation, cellular component: nucleus; spliceosomal complex. The transcript is spliced from 10 exons. NCBI's taxonomy places the organism in Eukaryota, Metazoa, Chordata, Aves, Apodiformes, Trochilidae.
GCUCGGCUGGGAGAAGAUGGCGGCUGCCGGGGCGGGCCCGGGGCGGAAGCAAGUGCGGCAGGAGGAGCUGCGGCGCCUCAUGCGGGAAAAGCAGCGUCAGAACGCGGGAAAGAAGCGGAUAGACUCGCCCUUCGCCAAAUACAACAGCCUGGGACACCUGAGCUGCACGCUGUGCAACGCGCCCGUGAAGAGCGAGCUGCUCUGGCAGACCCACGUCCUGGGCAAGCAGCACCGGGAGAGAAUUGCAGAAUUAAAAGGCACAAAGCAGACAGCAACUGGUUCAGCUGCUAGCACGUCAUCUCAUCCUGUCAAGCGAAAAACUGUUGAAUUAGAAAACACAGAGUUAAAGAGAGUAAAAGGUACAGACGAGAAGCCACAUACAUCUGCAUCUGGGCUACCAGCAGAUUUUUUUGAUGAAACAGAGCAAGGUAGCACAAACAAACACCUUCCAAAGGCUCCGGGUCCCAGUUUAUUGUCAGUAAAUUAUGAUGAUGAUGAUGAUGAUGAAGAGGAGGAGGAACAAGAUCAAUCAAACAAAUCUUCUGUUAUGCAUAAAACUGAAGUUCCACCUCCAGCUCCAGAAGUAAUAGCUAAUUCUCUGCCUGCAGACUUCUUUGACAGCAAAACUGCAGCUGCACCUAUACUGUCCCACUCAGGAACCAUACAGAAAGCAGAGGUACAAGAGAAGGUAGUGGAAAGGAGAGAGAACACGGCUGAAGCUUUGCCAGAAGGUUUCUUUGAUGAUCCUGAAGUGGAUGCAAAAGUGCGAAAAGUUGAUGCUCCAAAGGAUCAGAUGGACAAAGAAUGGGAUGAAUUUCAAAAGGCAAUGCGACAGGUCAACACAAUUUCAGAAGCAAUAGUGGCAGAGGAGGAUGAGGAGGGACGACUAGAUCGUCAGAUUGGAGAAAUUGACGAGCAGAUCGAAUGUUAUCGCCGUGUUGAGCUUUUACGUAACCGCCAGGACCUGAUGAAGGAGAAGUUAAAGGAAGCCAUGAGAUUAAAAGCAGCUCAAGAAAAAGAGGAUGAGGCUGUUGGUAGUGAAGAUGAAGAAGAAUUGCAGGAUUUGCUGUCCCAAGACUGGCGGGUGAAAGGGGCUUUGUUGUAGCAUUUCUGCAACGUGGCUGAUACUCUGUCAUUGUUAAAAGUGAGAUGGUUUUGUUAAAUAUUUAUUUCAAGAGGAUUGUGAGAUGAUAAAGAGCCAAGUGUAUUGAACAAAAUAAUCUCUGCAGACCAACAGUGGUGUACUACUUGCUGUAAAAACUGUAUAUUGCAAAAGUUUUUCAAUAUUGAAUGUACCUUUCCUAUUAAAAUUAUUGGUUUCCUACUA